Molecule: messenger RNA, 2698 nt
Organism: Aphidius gifuensis
Lineage: Eukaryota; Metazoa; Arthropoda; Insecta; Hymenoptera; Braconidae
Gene: bs
Product: serum response factor homolog
Exons: 5
Coding region: 565-1743 (392 amino acids)
Biological process (GO): positive regulation of transcription by RNA polymerase II
Molecular function (GO): DNA-binding transcription factor activity, RNA polymerase II-specific; protein dimerization activity; RNA polymerase II cis-regulatory region sequence-specific DNA binding
Source: RefSeq, a predicted model, not a curated record
UCUUGCACGUAGGUCAAGUUACGAUACUCAAUGCGCGUUCAGUUGGCGGGGAGCGCUCAUAACGUGCGCACUAAAUUUUUCAUGUUAUUAACCAUAGAUGGUAUAUCACGUGGUUUUUAACAAAUGUCGGAAUUAAAAUAUAAAUAAACAAUUUUUAUUAAUUUUAUUAAUUUUUUUUUUUUUUUUAUAUGUUUAAAUAAACUGACAUUUAUUAAAAUUUCUGGCCAAAGAAAAAAUUUUUUAAAAAAAGUUGUGUCAACAUUGAAAGAAAAAAAAAAAAUAACCAAUAAAAUAAAAAUAAAUUUGACAGAUAAACUUGUUGUUAUUUAUUUUUAAUUAUUAUUUUGUUUUUUUAUUUUUUAUCAAAUUAUUAAUUAUUGCUAUUAUUAUUUUGGAGCCAAAGUGUUGAUUGUUUUUUUUUUUUUUUUUUUUUUUGAUAAAUAAAAAUUUAAUUUGAGAAAAAAAUAUAAAUAUAACCUAUAUUAUAAAAUAUAAUAUUGUGAAUAGUAAUAAUUAAUUAGUGAUUGAUAAAUAAAAUUAGAUGUGCGGGAGUAAUUUUUUGUGAUGGAUAACCCGAACGGUGGUAGGGACAGUCGUUACACGACACUUGGUUACAACAUGGGAAUGAUGGGAAGUGAUACUGGUACUGAAAUGUAUGGACGUCCAUCAACAUCACAGCUGGCUGCUGCUGCUUCACAAUUAAACCGUAGUGGCGCUACAAUGAUGGGAGGACCUGGUGCACCAGGAAGUGUUGGUGUUACUGGUGGUAAUGGUGGUAAUAGUGCUAGUGGUAAUAAUAGUGUACAAAGAGGCCUUAAAAGAACAUCAUCUGAUGUUUGUUAUGAUGAUGGUAAUGGUAGACAAACAAUGGGACAAGGACAAUUGGGUAUUGGUGAUUGUGUACCAGAUAAUAUUGAUGAUGCAUUUACAAAUCUUGGUGCACCUAAAAAAUCACCACCAUCAAAUGGUAAAAAAACUAAAGGAAGAGUUAAAAUUAAAAUGGAAUAUAUUGAUAAUAAAUUACGUAGAUAUACAACAUUUUCAAAAAGAAAAACUGGAAUUAUGAAAAAGGCGUACGAGUUAUCAACAUUAACUGGUACACAAGUUAUGUUACUUGUUGCAAGUGAAACUGGACAUGUUUAUACAUUUGCAACACGUAAAUUACAACCAAUGAUAACAAGUGAAGCUGGUAAAGCACUUAUACAAACAUGUUUAAAUAGUCCAGAUCCACCACCAUCUGGUUCAUCUGGUGAUCAACGUAUGUCUGCAACUGGUUUUGAGGAGACUGAAUUAACAUACAAUAUUGCUGAUGAUGAACAAAAAGAAGAAGGAGCAUCACCGAGGUCUGAUAUAUGUGCCAAUGAUAGUGAGGGUGAUAGCAGUGACGGAGAAUCUCCACCAUCAAAAGAUCCAAAAAAUCAUUCUGGAGUUUCAUCAUUUUCAACUGGUAUAAUGUAUCAAAUGCCACAAAAUGUCAUGUAUUCACCAAGUCCAGGUGUAUUAUUGAGUAUUGGACAAAAUGGACAACCAGUACAAAUAUCACAAGACGGAAGUACAUCAAGCAUGAAUUCCGGACAGGGAAAUCAACCAUUUAUAACAAUACCUCUUAAUGUGGCAAUGAGUGCUGCUGGUUUAUCACUACCAGUAACAUCAAAAGCUUUAUCAUCAACUUGCUCAAUGACAUCAUCUUCUGGUUCUAAUAACUCAGACAUGCCUUCAGAUUUGAGUAAAGAACGUAAAUGAUUUUUGCUUCUUUUUUUAAAAAAGAUUUAUCUUAAAUUUUAAUUUUCUUUUUUUUUUUUUAAAUAAUGCCUUAGUAAUUACUAAUGAAUGAAUUAUUAUUAAAAUUAAUCAAUCAAUUUUUACGAAUGAUAGAAAAAAAGAAACGAAUAAAUAAUCUCAAAUUAUUGUAAAAUUGUUUGAGCUAAACUACAAUAUUAUAUAGUAAUAUUAAAAUUGAAAAAAAAAGAAACAAAAAAAAUAUUUUUUAAUAACAAAUAUCCUGGUUUUUUAAAUAAAACCAAAUAUCUUUACUAUUUUUUUUUGUUAAAUUUUUGUAAAAUAUAUUACAUCUAGUCAACUGUGGUUAGUGCAAUUAAUUUAAAGUAUUUUUUUUUUUUUUUUUUUUUACGAAACUCUCACUUAGAUUCCAUAAGUUCCACACGUUUAUUUUGCAAGAAUACAUACCAGACACAUACACGCACAUACUGCAUUAAUUAUAUUUAUAUUUUUUUUUUUGUUAAACUAUUUAUAUUUUUUUUAGAAUCUCAAGAUAGUUUAUUAUGGUUUAACACCAUUUUGCCUUAUUGACAAUGUAAUCGUGAUCUGUUUUUUUAAAUUUUCAUUUAUACAAUUUAUUCCUCUGUACAUAUCACAGUUUAUAUUUUUCAAAUCAUACUCAAAUUAAUCAUCAAUUAUGUCAUUGAUAUAUUUAAAUAAAAUCAUUUUUAACAUAAAAAAUAAUACGUCAUUUUUAUGAGGAUAUUUGUACAUAUAUAUUUUCUAUGAAAAGUAAAAAAAUUAAAAGUUUAAUAAUAAAAAAUAGCUGUAAAUUUUUAUUUUUUUUUUUUGUUUAUAUAUAAUUAAUAAUUUUCAGGUCGUAUGUUUGUAUAACAUUGUUGUAAAUGAAUGAAAUUAUAUUGUACUUUAAUAUUAUUAAAUAAUUAAAAAAAAAAUCGAACAAAUAAAUAAAAAUUAA